GUCUCUCUGGCAGAAGGAUUACAGCUGCUGUUGUGAGUGGACUGUCACCUCCUGGGCUCUGCUGCUGUCCCCGCUGCUGUCGGCUUAGCAAGGAGAUGAGCUUCUUGUUUGGCAAUCGUUCUUCAAAGACUUUUAAGCCAAAAAGGAGUAUUCCCGAAGGCUCCCACCAGUACGAGCUGCUGAAACAUGCAGAAGCUACUUUGGGAAGUGGAAACCUGCGUAUGGCUGUCAUGCUACCGGAGGGAGAAGAUCUCAAUGAAUGGGUGGCAGUGAAUACUGUGGAUUUUUUCAACCAGAUCAAUAUGUUAUAUGGAACCAUUACAGAUUUCUGUACAGAGGAGAGCUGCCCAGUAAUGUCCGCUGGCCCCAAGUAUGAAUACCAUUGGGCUGAUGGAACUAAUAUAAAGAAGCCAAUUAAAUGUUCUGCCCCCAAAUAUAUUGAUUAUCUAAUGACCUGGGUCCAAGAUCAACUUGAUGAUGAAACUCUAUUCCCCUCAAAAAUCGGUGUUCCUUUCCCGAAGAACUUUAUGUCUGUAGCUAAAAUUAUAUUAAAGCGACUUUUCCGAGUCUAUGCCCACAUCUAUCACCAGCACUUUGAUUCAGUGAUCCAGCUUCAGGAAGAGGCACAUCUGAACACAUCAUUCAAGCACUUUAUUUUUUUUGUUCAGGAAUUCAACUUAAUUGACAGAAAAGAGCAAGCUCCUCUGCAGGAACUAAUUGAAAAGCUGACAUCCAAGGACAGAUAAGAUUCAAGCCAUUGAAGCACAGAGGCCUUUCAUUCAAGCAAGCGUUGUUUUAUUUUGUUCCAUUUAUAACAGCCAAAACCUAUUUUAUUUUAGCGUGUGUGCUUAGAGGGAAUGUGAUGUACCUAAUUUAUUGCCUUCUAGUGAUUCCAGUUGAUUGUAUUUAUACAUACCCAUGUACAAAGGAGAAGGAAUCUGUAAGACCCUGUAAUAAUUUGCACACUUUUACUGCACUGAAGAGGUUGUUAAGUAUACUGUGCCUAAUUUAAACACACCUCAACCCUUUCACAACCACUACAAGUUGCACAUUUACAUGAAUGCUUGCUGAUUUUCUAUCUAGUGUAGUAUAUUAACCUAACAGAACAUGAGACCUGAUUUGUAGAAUGUCUGGUUUGCCUAUAUAAAUCAGUGUGACGUUAGUUAGACUGGGAAGAUUGAUUUGGAAGCCAGGAACUAUUGCACACUUUCAUGUUCUGUAAGCAUCUAAUACUAACCGUUGGAAAUGGGUAAUAUUUCAGGAACCCAUAUUUAUGGCAUUUUCGUUCCUGAUUUAUACUCUGUGGAGCUAAUUUGUUCAAGCUUGAGAACUAAGGCAGCAUUUAUAAGGUCACGUUUCAUAUCGAUUGCUUGUUCUAGUAAUGCUUGCCUUAAGAUAAUUCAGUAAAUACAUUAUACUUCAUUUAAGAUCAAAGAAGAGUAUUGAGUGGUCAAAUAUAAACUACUGCAUUCAUUUGUACACUGACUUUGUAGCAAGUAGCUGAUAACCAAUAAUAGAGAUGCAAUGAGUAACAGAAAAACUAUUACUUUCAUUAGAAAAGCAAUAUUUUAAAUAAUUAUAUAAAAAAAAGUUUUAAUAAACAGGAUUUGGUAAGUAAUUUUUCAGUAGCAGGUAUAUGAAACCAAUAUAGUAAGAUACUAUAUAUAAUACAAUAAAUAAUGGACUGUGCUGUGUCCAGACCCUUGUACAUAAGUGUAGGUGCCUGCAUUUGAACACUGUUCCAUUCAUUCUGCAUAGAACACAGAGAUUCAAAUAGGGCUCAUUCACCCUGAUAGAUAUUUUUUGUGCAUGCAAACCAGUUAAGGUGGAACAUGAUUUUCUGCAGAGGUCAUUUUGCAUGUAUCAUUUUGCGUUCCACAUGAUCUUUAUCAUUAGGCAGAAUUACAUUUUGCACUUUUUAAAAAUUUUCAUUUUGUGGAAUGAGUUAAGCUGGGACAACUGUGAAUAAUUCUACUGGGUGAUGUAGCUAGGUUGGAACUUGGACACAUAGGGCAACAUUCAGUUGUUUUGAGUGCUGGCAGCCAGUAGAUGGCGCCCAACAGGGCUAUUCAAUUGUUGCUCCGCUCGGAAGCGAUCAGCUGCUGGCGACUUUAUUUCAGCUCGCAACCCAGAGGGGGUGGCAAGCUAAAAUGUGCAAAAAGUGAGCACCCAAACGGGACUUUUCACAUUGCGCCUAUUAUUUUGGUCAGGUUUAUCUGCUUUACAUGACUAAACUCAACCUCUCUUGGCACAAUGCGCGUGAUAAAAAAAGCACAAUUGAAUAUAACUUUAGAGGGGAGAUUGGGUGCAAUAAACAAUUGAAUUCCACCCCACAAUGUCAAAUUCCAAAACUUUGUAGCUAAAUGUGGAUUAAGGCUAGUAAAACACAGAAUAAUUUGGAACAUUUAGCAUCUAGUCUUUACUAUAGGAAUCUUUACUUCAUGCUCUGUUUGUAUAUCAUUCACCUCAAGGUGAGGAGGACACAGCUAAGGUGUGAGCUAUAUACCUAAAGGUGCCCAUUGUCUUCAGUUGUACCAGCCAGUUAGAUAGACUCAGGUCUAAAUUAACUUCAAAUUGUAGUGUGAAUGGAACCACAAAUUUGGCACUAAAUCAACAUCUCAUCAGGACCACUCAGAUCUUGACACAGGCGGCUGGUAAAAUGACUGAAUGAUGUUCACAUUUGGAUGUGUGUGCGGUUACAGACCAGCUGCAUUAACUGUACCAUUCCAAUAGGAUAUGGAAGUUGAAUGUUAAAAAAUAAAACACCUAUUUGAUAUAGUAUUAAAGUCACGUUUAAAUGAUAGCACAGUAUGUACAGUAAUUUCGAAACUGUAAUUACCUAUAUAUAUUGAUAUAAUAUUUGAUGGAGAGACAUUAUUUUGUUCUUCCAUGUUUUGGUUUUCAUCUCAGACACACUUUCCAUAGAAAAAUAAACAAUGUUCCCCUAUAUAUACUGCGAACCUCUGGAUAUAUUAAUAUCAUUUAGACAGAGGUUGCAUUUCAAUGAUAUCGCUAUGGAGGGCAACAUGAUCCAAGCUAUGUUAACUAUUUUCUUUCUUUAUUUUUUUUUAAAAACACUGAAUAAUGACAAGUAUAUGCAAAUAAUGACAUUGAAACAAAUCUAAUGUAAUUAGUAGCCAAAUUUCCAGGGUCUUCCCAAAUUCUGUUCAAGGUGCUGCUAUCUGAUAGCAAACUAUUACCAAGAAGAGGCUGCUUUCAUCACUCCUGGUGCCUACAGCGCAGUAAUAUAGGCAAGGGCAAAUGCAGGAUUUCUAGAGGGGGGUUUCCAAAUGCUUGAUUUUCUUAUUUUGUGAUCCGCACACGGAAGGGGUAUAAUUAGCACAUAGCAAACUAUUGUCUGCCUCAUACAAAAUGCAGUGUAUUUAAUACAUGAGACAUAUACAGGGCAAGACAUUACAUGCGGCAGUAGGGCCAGCUUGCAUAGUCUUGAGAGCAUUGAAGCAAAUCCGGAAGUUUGGGCAGCGGCAGAUGAACCUUGCACCAGAACUGGACAUAUAUGUACUGUACACAUUGGCAUUCGUAUACAAUGGAUUUUGUAUGUAUUACAGCAUCAAUAAUUAACAUUGUAGAUGGUUUACAGUAUUAAUUUCCCAAUCUAUGGGCCAUAUUCGGUUGCGAACAAAAUUUUCAUGAACCCCGGGGUUUUCCUGCAGUCGUGAGGUUUUUCUGUUGCCUGAGAGCAAUUCAGUCGCAGUAAUUUCUGUAGGUAUCACUGUCACUUUUUUGUCACAGCCCCGGAUCAGAUGCAAAGUCAGGGAAAAUCCUUAUUUUAAGGUAAAAAUGUUGGAACUUUGUUCAGAAUCCCUGAGAUUGCACAUCUAAUUGGAUAUGCCCCUGAGUACUCAGGGACCCUUAGAAGUGCAUGUUUUCUAAGUUGGUGCACAGGUUUAUUCAUUAUUGCCUGACACAUUUUAAAAUAGCUAAUUGUGAUACUGAGGAAAUAUGUAAAACGUGCAGUUAGGGUUCUCUGAAGUCCAAAUUUAGGAAUCAUUAGUCUUUUGAUCAGACUGUAGGAGAGAGUCUAAAAAGAAACCUUCUGUAUCAAAUAUAUUUGUUUCACAUAAAUAACAUACAUUACUGAGCUUUCUAAGAACACAUUCGUCCCACCACAUGUUAAGACAUGUGUCUCUACUUGAUGGCAGCUGUUCUCUGGUCCAAUGCUCUGAAUGAUCCACACACACAGAGCAGACUUGAUAGGAGAACACUUCUUUUCACAUAUCGAUAGGCUGGUUCUUAGUGAACCAUAAAUAUUUGGUUGACUCCAAGAAAAAUGGUUAUUUCCAUUCUGUAUAGCUGACAGGUACACAUUACGUUUUGUUUUGUUUUUUUUAGCAUUUAAAUUAUAAUAGUAUAUUUAUUAUGGUUUUAAAGACCAACAGUUAAGCUCCCACAAGCUUAACAAAGGCAAAUCCAACGGGCUUAGUAAAAGUUCCAAAUAUAUACUACAGUACUAAAGCAAAUACUUUGCUACUAGCUUUUAAACAUAUACAGGUUGAGUAUCCCAUAUCCUAAUAUUCCAAAAUACGAAAUAUUCUGAAAUACGGAAUUUUUUGAGUGAGAGUGAAAUAGUGAUACCUUUGUUUUCUGAUGGCUCAGUGUACACAACCUUUGUUUAAUACACAAAGUUAUUAAAAAUAUUGUAUGAAAUUACCAUCAGGCUGUGUGUGUAUAAGGGGGGUCAUUCCUAGUUCGCUCAUUAUUUUUUUGUUGCAACGGAGCGAAUAGUCGCUAAUGCGCAUGCGAAAUGUCCGCAGUGCGACUGCGCCAAGUAAAUUUGCUAUGCAGUUAGGUAUUUUACUCACGGCAUUACGAGGAUUUUUCUUCGUUCUGGUGUGAUUGACAGGAAGUGGGUGUUUCUGGGUGGAAACUGGACGUUUUAUGGGUGUGUGUGAAAAAACGCUACCGUUUCUGGGAAAAACGCGGGAGUGGCUGGAGAAACGGAGGAGUGUCUGGGCGAACGCUGGGUGUGUUUGUGACGUCAAACCAGGAACGACAAGCACUGAACUGAUCGCAGAUGCCGAGUAAGUGUGGAGCUACUCAGAAACUGCUAAGAAGUGUCUAUUCGCAAUUCUGCUAAUCUUUCGUUCGCAAUUUUAAUAUGCUAAGAUUCACUCCCAGUAGGCGGCGGCUUAGCGUGUGCAAAGCUGCUAAAAGCAGCUUGCGAGCGAACAACUCGGAAUGACCCCCAAGGUGUAUAUGAAACAUAAAUGCAUUCUGUGCUUAGACUUGGGUCCCAUCGCCAUGAUAUCUCAUUAUGGUAUGCAAUUAUUCCAAAAUACGGAAAAAUCCGAUAUCCAAAAUACUUCUGGUCCCAAGCAUUUUGGAUAAGGGACACUCAACCUGUACUUCUAUUUCCUGACACGUACUGUACAUGUGUUCCCUUUGUACCAGCCUCCCUGUUUCUGCUCCAACUGGUAACAAUUGUGGAGGGUUUAGCUAUUUAAAACUUACAUAUGAUAGUGCUCCAACCAAUAAGCUCCUGUCUUGUGUUUAAAAAAUGACAGGAGCUGAUUGGCUGGAGCACCAUUUAUUAUAUCCAAUGAGUUUUAAAUAGCUAAAACUCAUUGAGAAAUUGGCCCCUUAGUUCUGUUUUAAGUUGAAACAACAAUAUUUGAACGGUGCUACAAUUUAGUAAACGUAAAAUACUUUGCCAAGUGCCAUGGGCCUAUAUGUACUAGCUACAGGUCUGUAUUGUUCUUCAAUGACAGUGUCAUAUUGGCUUUUAAAGUAAAACAUAAAGAUAUAUGGGGAUUUCUCAUAUUUAUAGUACAACGAACUAACAAUAUACCCAUGGGUGAAAAGGCCAAAAAUAAUAAAAUUAUUUUUUUUUACUCCCAGCUGCCCAUUCCGCUCUCAGAAACAAGGUACUAGCCAUGAAAUUACCUGCCAAUGAGUAAUUCCACUAGAAGAGGCUGUACAUCUAUUAUGUUUACAUAAGGGUGUAAAAUAUAGGAAACAGUUUUAUUACCUCAGGAAUCUUUUAAAGAAGAUGAUAUCAGUAAACAUGGUAAACACAAUAAGAAGGGGUUGAGUACGGUUGGGAUUGUGACCGUCGGGAUGUCGAAUACUUCCCAUAAGAGCACAUUUAUCACAUGGAUGUUUAUUUCUCAAACGUAUUUUUAUAUUGUAGAUCAUGCUCAGUGAUUAAGCGUGGGGUUCUACGUAAGCUUGUGGGUAAUAAAAUAAUGAUUGAGCUUACUGUACAAAACAGCAGUGUCCUUGUGAACUGUUCCCUAUUGAGGGAGCAACCAUUUACAAAUACUAGCCAAAGGGUAAUGCAGUUUACCAUUACCUUAAUGUAAACAUACAGUAUACAAGUAAUGUCAAAUACCUGAGAGGCAGGUUGUCCAUCAAGGAGGCGCCCUGGAAGAUGGACAUUUAGGUAAGACAGAAAGCUAGGUUUUUUGACUAUUCUCUGUUACCAUUAAACUUAAUAGGACAAGUAUAGCUUUCAUUACCUCUAGCUGAGAGACCCAGAUAGAAUUCUCUCUAUUCACCAUAGUCUUUGUACUGGCAAUGGUUAGAACCUUAUUUUAAUUGUAUGAACUGAUUUUACACCAGACAUAACAUGCAGCAUGAUAGAAAAAAAGUAAAAUGAUCACUGCCGGAAGCUAUUUGUUAUUGGAAUAUAAACAGCAGUCCAAGGGUUGUAAUACAUGCUUUAAAAUUCAAAGAUUGUCUUAUUAAAUACAUGAAAUGCUGCCUAUUGUUGCUAUUCAAUUUGUUCUGGACACCCUUUAAUUAUCAUGCUUAUCGUGGCCAGUUAGACAGGGUUUAGCCAUGCAGCAAAACUCAUCUAAACUAAUGGGCGCGACAGAGAAAAGUCCUGUUUGGUUGCCCAAAUAGCCGACUUUUCACACAUUUCAGCUCGCAGCCUCUGGAGGCAUCUGAUCGGAGCAACAUUUGACAUUUGAAUAGCUCCAAUAGACACCUAUUAGUAUUCUACACCUCACAAACCUUUGAAUAGCCCCCUCUGUGCAUGUUACAUCUGCCCCACCUGUAGUGCAACAUGGUUUUGCCCAAUUGCUAACUUUUUUGGUUUGCUAACAACUCUGAAUAGCCCUCUUAAACUUCUACCAGUAGGGGCUUACACAGUUGGUGGAGACAGCAGGUUUAUCUGCAGGAGUAGUAACUGCAGGCAGACUGGCAGGGAGACAGUUAACUAGAGUAUAACUAUAGGUAACAGUAGGGGCUUACAACUGUGUAAGCCCCUACUGGUAGAAGUUUAAGAGGGCUCAGGACUCCGAAACCAGGUGUAGCAAGGAUCUCUCAGUGUAGUAGGCAGACUGUGGAUGUGGGCUUUUCCAUAAGAGUAAUGUGAAUUCAGGAAUGUAGCAUGCUACUUUAACACAGGUGGAAUGCAGCUGAGGGAUGAAUGCACAGUUCUGAGUCAGAGCUUGAAUGUAGUACAAGGAUAUAACACAUUGCUGAUUGAACCAAUAUCCACGGUAAUGGAGAUAUAGUCUGUAUUUGUUAUUGGAACAGCAGAGUAACAAUACAUGAAACCAGGGUCGGAUUGGUUAUAGGACCCACAGAUAAGAGCCCGGCAGGCUGAUGUGCAUGCAGGGUUUGUUUUGUUUGUUUGUUUGUUGACAUGGUGCUGCCACCAUGGUUACACGGUAUACCUCUGGUGCUGCUCAUGUGAGACCACAUCUACAAAUUUUUCCAGAGACCCUUUCAGUUCCUAAUCCGCCUCUGCAUGAAACAAGAAACCACAAUUGCAGUCAAAGGCAGAGAGAUAUGUACAGUAGUACUAGCGUGGAAAUCCAAAGUGAAAUAGCAGUGAUUAUUAGCCUGGGAUUACAGCAAAGCAGAGGUGGGAACCACAGCAAUAGUAAAUGCACUGAGCACAUAGCAAGGUACAAUACAGCAGGUACUUAGCUGAGGGGUUUCCUGAGAACACAGCUAGGUAGAACAAGGAUUGUCACAAGAACAGUGGCCGACUGUCAAGGCUUCAAACUAGGAAUAGGUACUGGAACCUAGAUGCAGGAAACAGGAACUAUCACCGGCACAGGACACAAGGCAGACAGGGAAUACGUAAGGAAUGCAAGUAUCUGAUAGGUUGCUAAUGUCAGCUGACACCAGGUGCAUUCUAACUGGAGGGAAUGCAACCAGCUGACAUGCUCCAACAGCAACAGAAACAUAACAGUAAUGGUACUAUGAGAAUGUUUAAUACUUUCAAACCAGUAAAGUGUUCAGGUAGAGUACAACAAACUGCACUGUAAAAUGACUAUUUGCCAUAACUUUGCACAUUUCUGCAUAAUCUUAGUAGUCUGUUACAAGUAUAAAUUGUAGUUUGUUCAGUGGGUAGAAGGCCAUAAGAUAAGAAUAAACACCUCCAGGAAUUGCUGCACAUGAAUUAAACUGAUAACAAAUUUUUAUAUUUUAUUAUAAAUUUAUAAGUUCUAAAUAUCAUCUUUUUUUUUAAAUUCUAAUCAUUUUUACAGCCAAAACUCUGGAGUAUACUGGAGUAUGUAAGAUGAAGCUCUGCCUACCCUGACCAUACGUCUUAGAUACAGUGCAAUUCUAAUAACACUCUACAGUAUGUACACACAAUACAACAUUACAGAUAAGCUCCUCAUGAGUAAAGUAUGAUUUCAUAUUGUACCGAAUUGUAUUCAGCUCAGUACCAUUCCUAAAAUAACAAUGCAUCAUAUUGUAGAUGUUCUGCUUUGCCAUUAAUAUCAAGACUUUGAUGGGAACUUUUUAGUUCAGGAAAAAGAAAAAAUAAUUUAAAAUGUAUGCUACACGUGGAAGUAAAAGUUAUAUUUUUUUCCUUAGUUUGGUGAAAGCAGGUAGAAUUCUAUUAGUGACGUAUAACGUAAGCUGUGUGUGUGCCAAUAGUAAUUCAGGUUUGUAACUCAACCUAAAACUGUAAGUUUAUAAAGUUUUGAAGACCGAAAAAGAAUGUUUAAACUCUACAAAAUGUAGACAGAUGUAAAUAAUGUAUACAGAUUGUAUUUGAUGGCUUACAAUAUUUAAAACAUUUUUUUCUUUAAAGAAAACUGCUGUUUUUAUGAAAUUAAAAAUCUUGUUUGAUCAGU
Pseudophryne corroboree (corroboree frog) is the source of this 9065-nucleotide messenger RNA. It is a transcript of the gene MOB1B, whose product is annotated as MOB kinase activator 1B. Gene Ontology annotation, cellular component: cytoplasm; nucleus. Bases 96 to 746 code for a protein of 216 amino acids. The transcript is spliced from 6 exons. Gene Ontology annotation, biological process: hippo signaling; positive regulation of protein phosphorylation. Gene Ontology annotation, molecular function: protein kinase activator activity. The record is from RefSeq and is a predicted model, not a curated record. NCBI's taxonomy places the organism in Eukaryota, Metazoa, Chordata, Amphibia, Anura, Myobatrachidae.